Molecule: messenger RNA, 4914 nt
Organism: Hemisphaericaspora subhashii
Lineage: Eukaryota; Fungi; Ascomycota; Pichiomycetes; Serinales; Debaryomycetaceae
Exons: 1
Coding region: 1-4914 (1637 amino acids)
Biological process (GO): establishment of mitochondrion localization; dynein-driven meiotic oscillatory nuclear movement; microtubule cytoskeleton organization
Cellular component (GO): cellular bud tip; mitochondrion; cell cortex
Molecular function (GO): tubulin binding
Source: RefSeq, a predicted model, not a curated record
AUGUCAUCAACAGAGAAGUCUUCAGGAUCUUCUUCUGCUCCUGGUGGUACUACUGGUAGUAAUUCCAGAGAAGAUAUACGAGGACAAUUAUCUGAUAUUCAAAAGAGAUUAUUUGGAAAGAAAUCCCAGGGAAAAUUAUCCAAAUCUACACCUACUUUAUCAGGUACUCCUACUCCACCUACUAGUGAACAUGAUUUGUUAACUCAACCACCAACAUCUGGUUCUUCCACUACUAGAUCACCUACUAGUAGUUCAAUGAGUACUCGUCUGAGAAGAUCUUUAGUACCAAUGGUACCUCAACAACCUCCAAGUCUUGGACCAGAAUCAAAAGGUAAUGAUAUGAAUUUUGUAGUUGGAUUAAGUGAAAACUUGUUAACUGAAUGUCGUAGAUUAAAUUCUGAAAAUACUAAAGUUAAAUCAAAAUUGAAAGCUGCUUUAGAAGAAAUUCAAUUAUUUAAAGAUGAAAUUUUUCAAUUGAAAAAUUAUAAUGAUUUUCAAGUUAAUGCUGAAAAGGAUUUAAAAGAUAGGAAUUGGGAAUUGGAAUCAACUGUCAUAAGUUUAAAAGAUCAAAUAACUCAUUUAAGAGAUUCAAAUGAUAAAUUAACCACUGAAAAUGAAAAAUUACUGAAUGAAGUUACCACCUUAAAUAAAGAACAAGAUAAAUUGGAAUUAGCAAAUGAAUCCUUAGUGAAAAAUUUAGAUUCCUUAAAACGAGAAUACAAGAAUCAAGUUACAACAUUAAAUGAACGUAUUGAGAAUCUUAAUGAUGAAAAUGACCAAUUGCAUUUACGACUAACCGCGUCUACAGUAUCAAUUGAUUCAACAAAAGAAGGAGAAUCUUUAGAUAAAUCAAUUAAAGACUCAGAAGAGAUAAACGAUGAAGAUGUUACUGAUUUUGACUCAAUGUUAUUGGAUUUAGAACCACAUACCAUGCCAGACUCAGAUCCAUCCAAUCCACAGUUAGAAAUUGAAACUUUAAGAUCUACAUUACAACAUUCCAAUAGAACAAUUGCAAAAUUAAGAUCAUCAAUGCUUAAAUUAAGAAAAGAAGAACUUCAAACUUCUAGAGGAGGUUCCCCAUUCAAGAAAUUAAGACAACCUAAAUCAAGAAAUGAUGCAUUAACUAGUCAACAACUUCAACAACAACAACUGCAUUCCAAUAGAAGUUCUACGAUUUCUCCAUCUAAGCGUGAUUCCAGAUUUAUUGUUGUGGAUGACGAUCUCUCAUUUGGUUCUGAAUUCCCAACUGAAGGUGGUCAAUGGGAAGAUUUUAUUGCCGAUGUAGAAACUUCACCUUCCAAGAAGAAAAAGAGGAAGUCUGCUGAACCACAAGAACAUCAUGUUCCGCAACUUGUACAAUCAGAUUCCGAAGAAGAAGAAGCUACUGAAACUGCUACUAUUGAACAAAGGACAUUAUCUAAAGAAUUGGAUCUUUCAUUCGAGCAACAAUUAGAACAAUAUACGAAAUCAAAGAACUUGGUGUUGAUUUCAUUUGAUGAAUUACAGACAUUAAAGAACAAUAAUAUCAUGACAUUAUCUGAUGACAAGAUUCUUGACUCAGCAAAGGAAAAGGGAUAUCAUAUUUUGACAAAGAGUGAAUAUGAAGACUUGAUGAAUGAAGAGGAAAUGAAGAAGAAAUUGGAAGGAAAGGGUUUAGUUACAUUACCACAAGAUGAAUUUGAAAAAUUCAAGAAUCCAACAAUUGAAUUCCUUAGUGAUAAAGCUUCAGAAAUGGACUUUAAAUUACUCAAACAAUCAGAAAUUGAUGAAUUAAAUGAACAAUCUCGUGGAUAUAAUAACCCUACUGAAUCUUAUUUGGUUUCAAAAUUACAGAAUUUUAAUUUGUUCCCAGUUACAGAAGCAGAACUUAAAGAAUAUCAUUAUUUGGCGGCAGAGCAUGAAAAACCAACCAAGGCAUAUUUGACAGACAAGGCGAAUGCAUUAGGAUUAAUUGUUUCAUCAGCCCAAUUGUAUGAUACUUUGGAAAAGAAUGCCAAUGAACCAUCUUAUGAACAUAUUGUUGAAAAGGCAAAGAGUCAAAACUUUCAAGUUAUUCCUCAAGAUGAAUUUGAAAAAUUAACGAAUCCAACAUUAGACGAGAUUACUUCUCAUGCAACAGAAAGAUUCAAUUCUAAGGUGGUUGCAAAUGAGCAAUUUGAAGAAUUAGUAAAUCCAUCAAUUGACGCAAUUAAACAACAUGCCGACAAACACAAUAUGACAGUCAUCCCAAUUGAACAAUAUACCCAACUUGAACAAUCCAUUGCUAAACCAUCUUUGGAAUAUUUGGAAACUCAUGCAGCUGAUUAUAAUCAUCGACUCAUAAAUGAAGAAGAACUUGAAAAGUUGAAUAAAUUGGCCAAUGAACCAAGUUUAUCUCAUAUCAAAUUACAUGCCGACAAGAAUGAUUUGGUUACUUUAUCAAAAUCAGAAUUCACUCAAUUGUUCAAAGAUGCCAAUGAACCAAAUAUGGAACAUCUUACUACCAAGGCUGGCGAAAAGGGUUUUGUGGUUAUUAAGAAUGUUGAAUAUGAUGAAUUGAAACAAACGAUUGAUACCCCUUCAAUUGAUUAUAUUAAACAAAAGUCUGGUGAAUUGAAUCAAGCUGUCAUUCCUAAGGAAGAAUAUGAAAGUUUAGGUCAGCUUGCACAUAAGCCAACGUUGGAACAAAUUACCAAUCAUGCCAGAGAAUUGAAUUAUGAAGUUGUAAACAAGGAAGAAUUGGAUAAUUUGAAUAAGAAUGCAAAUGAACCAUCUUUGGAAUAUCUUGAAUCAAAAGCAACAAAUAUGAAUCAUGUGAUUGUGAAUAAGGAUGAAUAUUCUACAUUGACCAACUUGGCUUAUUCUCCAAAUGUUGAUCACAUUGUUUCGGUUGCCGAAAAAUUAGAUCAUAAAGUCGUACCUACAUCUGAAUAUGUUUCCAUAUCUGAACAAGCAACAAAUCCAACAAUUGAACAAUUGCAAACCAAGGCAGCUGAUAAAGGAUAUAAAGUCAUUCAUGAAGAUGAAUACAAUAAUAUUUCCUCUUUGGCCAAUGAUCCUUCAUUAGAACAUAUCCAGAAUAAAGCAGAAUCUUUGUUCCAACAUGUCAUAGUUCCAAAUGAAGAAUGGAAUCAAAUCAAUUCACGUGCAAAUGAACCAUCCUUAGAUCACAUAGUUUCGAAAGCAUUGGUAUUAAAUCAAGUUGUAAUUCCACAAUCAGAAUUAUCAGAAUUGAAGGAAUUAGCAUAUGAACCAAGUAUCGACCAUCUUCGUUCAUUGGCUGAAAAGAAGGAUUGUAAAGUUGUUUCAAAUGAAGAGUAUGCAAACUUGGAUAAAUUGGCAAAUGAUCCAGAUAUUGAUAGAAUCACAGAAUUGGCAAUUGCAAAAGAUCAUGUAGUUAUGACAGACGAUCAAUACAAUGAUAUGAGAAAUGUGGUUAGUAACCCAUCUAUUGAAUAUCUUGCUCAAAAAGCUGGUGAAUUGGGACAAUCGAUUAUCAAGACUGAAGAAUUGGAUGAAUUGAAGAGAAUUAUUGACGAUCCUGCUAGAGAACAUCUUGAAGCAAAGGCAGCUGCUUUUGGUUGUAAACUUAUCGACAAUGAGCAAUUAGCAAAAUUGGAACACAAGGCAUAUAAUCCAGAUUUGGAAUUGAUUAAAUCACAUGCUGGUAAAUUAGGUUAUGAAGUUGUUUCAAAUGAAGAAUUAUCCAACUUGAACAAAUUGGCUAAUGAACCUGAUUUGGACCAUGUUGUUAAUAAAUCAAAGGCAUUAGGAUAUAUUCCAAUUCCAGAAGAUGAGCAUGCAGCAUUAUUGAAUUUAGCCAACGAACCACCACAAGAACAUAUCGAAUCCAAAGCACAAGCAUUGGGAUUAGUCACAAUCCGCAAGGAAACGUUUGAUGACAUGAAUAAGACCAUUAAUGAACCAGCUUGGGAAUUCCUUACUCAAAAAGCAGCCGAUCUCCAUUAUUCAGUUGUGAUCAAUAAACCAGAAUAUGAGAAUUUGAAACAAGCCGCUGAUAAUCCAACCAUUGACCAAUUGAAAUCCAAAGCAACAGCUCUUGACCAUGUAAUUGUCCCAACUGCAGAAUUAAACGAUUUACAUAAUUUAAUUGAUAAUCCACUGAAGGAAUACAUGAAUGAAAAACUGGAAAGUAUGGGAUUCAAACUAAUGGAAAGACAAGAAUAUAAUAAUUUAUCUGAAUUAGCCAACAAUCCUGCCCAAUCUCAUAUUAGAAAUAAAGCAAUUGCGUUAGGUAUGACGUUAAUUUCUGCCAAGGAAUUGAAUCAAUUGAAACGUAGCCGUGAUGACCCAUCUGUUGAAUAUUUGGAAAGUAAAGCAAAGGAAAAACAAUUGUCUAUAAUGCCAGAAGAAGAAUUGGAGAAGUUGAAACAUACUAUUGAUGAACCAAGUUUGCAACAUUUGGAACAGAAGGCAAGUGCUAAUGGUCGUGUAUUGGUUGAAAAUGAAAAAAUUGAAACUAUGAAGAAGAAUAUUGAUGAACCAACUAGUGAUUAUUUGAGAGAGAAGAGUUCUGCUCAAGGACUUGAAUUAAUUCCUGUGAACGAAUUGUUGAAGUUGAGACAUGACUUGGAUGAACCUAGUGUUGAAUAUUUACAAGAAAAAGCCCAUGUUCAAAAGAUGGAAUUGAUUAAUGUUAGAGAAUUGGCCAAUUUGAAGAAUUCUGUUGAAAAUCCAAGUGUUGAUUAUUUGAAAGAAAAGGCUCAUUCGAAGGACAUGGAAUUGGUUAAUAUUGCCGAAUUGUCAAGAAUGAAAUUGGAUAUUGAAGAACCAUCUGUUGAUUAUUUAUCUACUAAAGCAGAAUCUCAAGGAUUGAAUUUGAUCAAGAUUGACGAAUUAUCUAAGUUGAGAAACGAUAUUGAAGAUCCUAGUGUCGAAUACUUGAAAGAGAAGAGUCGCGCAAAGCAUUUGUAA